Messenger RNA from Leptopilina boulardi, 878 nucleotides. RefSeq names its product rhythmically expressed gene 2 protein-like. Bases 26 to 772 code for a protein of 248 amino acids. The transcript is spliced from 3 exons. The record is from RefSeq and is a predicted model, not a curated record. Lineage: Eukaryota; Metazoa; Arthropoda; Insecta; Hymenoptera; Figitidae.
AUAAUAACAAAUAAAAAUAAGAAAAAUGAGAUUUAUAAGACCGAAACUAAUUACAUUUGAUAUAACAGGUACUUUAUUAAAAACAGAUGUGAAAAAACAUUAUGUAGAGGUUGGACUCGAACAUGGGAUUAUUGUUGAUCCUGUGAAACUGUCAAAAAGUUUUAAUAUCAAUUUUAAAAAGAUUUCAAAUGAUCAUCCAAUUUUUGGCAAACAUACAGGUUUAGGAUCAGAAAAUUGGUGGAGGUCUGUUGUUUAUGCUGUAUUUAAAGAGCAGGAUUCUAAUAUUUCAGAGGAAAAGUUAACAAAGGUUGCAACAUCAUUGAUAGAACGUUAUCGGAGUAAAAUUUGUUGGGAACCUGUUGCCGGAACAAUUGAAUUACUCGAAUUUCUUAGAAAACAAAAUACAUUACUUGGAAUAAUAUCAAAUUUUGACGAAGGAUUGGAAUCAAUUCUUGAUUCAUUAGAUAUUAAACAAUUUUUUUCAUUUGUUUUAUGUAGUUAUAAAUUUGGAAUUGAAAAACCAAAUCCAGAAAUUUUUAAUGAAGCAUUGAGAAUUUUUAAAGAAAUAAAAAAAAUUAAUAUUCAUCCCGAAGAAGCAUUACACGUUGGUGACAAUGUUGAUCGUGAUUAUAGAGGUGCAAAAAAUGUCAAGUGGAAUGCUUUUUUAAUAAAACAAAAUGAUAAAUCUGAUCUUCUAAUUGAAAAAAAUGAUGUUUUUAGUAAUCUAGAAGAAUUGAGGAGUCGUCUUACAUCUGUUGUAAAAGUCAUAUAAAUCUAAAGCGCAAGCGCGGUUAUGGAGCCCGACGGAUGCUAGUGAUCCUAUAGUGUGAUAAAUUCAACGAGAGAAAGAGAUGCCAGUUUUCUCAGUCAAAUAGAAG